This is a messenger RNA of Microstroma glucosiphilum, 1660 nucleotides long. RefSeq lists its product as hypothetical. Gene Ontology annotation, cellular component: P-body. Bases 55 to 1371 code for a protein of 438 amino acids. Gene Ontology annotation, molecular function: mRNA binding. NCBI's taxonomy places the organism in Eukaryota, Fungi, Basidiomycota, Exobasidiomycetes, Microstromatales, Microstromataceae. Gene Ontology annotation, biological process: P-body assembly; deadenylation-independent decapping of nuclear-transcribed mRNA. The transcript has a single exon. The record is from RefSeq and is a predicted model, not a curated record.
CUCAUCCUCUCCCUCUCCCCUCUCCACCCACCAUCACCAUUAUCCAUCUCAGCCAUGGCCUCAUCCUACAUUGGCCUGCAUGUAUCCCUCGCACUCAAUGACGCCCCUCAGCCACUCGUGGGCACAAUCACACAGAUUGACGUAGAACGCAACCUACUCGUACUUACCCGCCAAGGCGGCGGAGAGCCGGUACAGGUGGACAAGGCUCGCAUCAGAGGCAUCUCCGUCGUUCCUGCUACUGCUGAGUCUCAGUCUACGGCACCUGCACAGACCUCCAGCACCAGCACCGGCGCAAGCAGCAGCAGCAGCAAUAGCAACGGAGCAGGCGCAACAGACUUCCGAGCUCCAGAAGCAACCAAGCUGCCCAAGCCCAGUCGGGGUGGUCGCGCCGGUGCUGGACAAAGCAACGAAGCAAAUGGCGUGAACGGCAGCAGUAGCGCUUCCUCUCGCCGCAAGAAGAAGGGUGGCAAGAAGGCCGGCAAUGGCAGUGGAGGAGCAGCGCAAGGACUUCUUACGAGCGAGGAAGGACGCGAACACGACCACGGCCACACUCGAGCUUCCUCCUCCCUCUCAGAAGACUUUGACUUUGAAGCCUCGGCAAAGUCUUUUGACAAAGCGGCCAUUUGGGAGCAGAUUCGAGCACAGGAUAGGAGUGACCCGGCUGCGCUACUCGUCUCGCACAACAGGAGAGGAGGAGAUGCAGCGGCUGGAGCGGGAGGAGAGCUGGGUAGAGGUCGCAGUGGGACGCCAGUAGGGAUGGGAGAGGGAGGGAAAAUGCGCAAGUUGAGGAUAGACGAGAAUGUCCUCAGUCCUAGUCCAGAUGAGGAGAAGAGCGAAGAGAAGGGCGGACUGGCAGUGGCAGCAUCAGCGGCUGAGGCUCCUUCGGUGCAGCAGCCUGUGCCGGCUCUGACCUCUACAACCACAAGACCAGCUACUGGAUCGGAAGGGGACAGUGAAGCUCUACAGCGCGAGAUUGCCUCGCUGAGACGGAGGCUGUACAUUCUCGAGAACCUCUCCGGACUCUCCAUUCAAGACCCCAGAGACUCAUCCACGUCAACAGGAACAGAUCAACAAGUCGAAUUCCAAGUCGCCCUCUCCCCUCCUGCACUCCCCGGUACCUCACCCGCUCCAACUCCUGGACCGAAGAGUGAGCCAGUCACCUUCUACCUGCAGACAUCGCUGGAGCUUUCAGAGCCCAAAUUGCGCUUCAAGCCUAAGCCUACCUCUGCGACCGCUUCUGCUUCGGCUUCUCUGAAUGGCUUGAGCAGUGCAAGUGGGAAGUUGCCGGAGAAGUACAAUCGGGAAAUGGGACUGCGGUUGGAUAAUGGCAGCGCGAGGGUGUUCAUGGAGAGGUUGCGGGGGGCAUUGUGAGAUCAGACGCCAUGAAUGAAGCAGCGAGGUUAAGCAAAUGUGCCAAUACAGGGAGCAGAGGAGGAUAGCAGGGAAGCUAACGAUGGACAAGGAGACUCUUCAAGGCGACCAUUGCCUGCCCCGGUGAACACGUCGAUGGACCUUGCCAUGGGCCCCUGCUCUUCAGACAUCCCGCGCCUCCGAUCACAACUUUGUGCCCGAAGCCGUAUAUCUAUCGCAAUCUAGCAUCCUCCCAUCCACCUUUUCAUCCAUGUAGUAUGAGCUGCGUACCAGUUGCCCUCUGUUCCCC